This is a messenger RNA of Cokeromyces recurvatus, 2658 nucleotides long. RefSeq names its product helicase C-terminal domain-containing protein. Gene Ontology annotation, cellular component: nucleus. The transcript has 11 exons. Gene Ontology annotation, biological process: nucleotide-excision repair; double-strand break repair involved in meiotic recombination. The record is from RefSeq and is a predicted model, not a curated record. Lineage: Eukaryota; Fungi; Mucoromycota; Mucoromycetes; Mucorales; Mucoraceae. Gene Ontology annotation, molecular function: DNA binding; DNA helicase activity; hydrolase activity, acting on acid anhydrides, in phosphorus-containing anhydrides. The coding region runs from base 78 to 2447 and encodes 789 amino acids.
UAACGGCUGUAUUAUAAUUUGAUUGAGAUCCUUAGAACUAAAUACUGAUUUUAAUUCUAGAUGGUGCACAAGUUCAAAUGAUGCAAAAAAUCGUUCAUGCUUUAAAUAAUAAUGAAAAUGCUUUACUUGAGAGCCCAACAGGUUCUGGCAAGUCGCUAGCAUUACUUUGUGCAGCUUUAGCUUGGAGAGAAAAUGAAGAAAGAAAAGUAGCGGCAGAGCUCCUUAAGAAGAAACAAGAGCUUCCUACGAACGACAACAAUAAACGUGAAUUGAGCCAGUCAACUGAAAUUGAGCAACCACAACAAGUGAUUAAAAGAAUUAAGACAGUAACAGCAAAUACUUCUGUUGAUGAUGAUGAUUUUCAAAAACCUUUAGUUAGAUAUGUUAUAAAAGUAGAAAAUGCUAAAUCUGAUAUAAUCACCAUUGACGAUAAUAAUGACAAUGAUAUGAAAGACACAAGUUCUUCUAAUAAAAAAACUGAAAUGUCGACUUUAGAAGAAGCUAAUGCAUUGAAAUAUGAUACCUACAAAAGGGUUCCUCGUAUAUUUAUUGGAAGUCGAACUCAUAAACAGAUUGCUCAGCUUGUGUCAGAAUUAAAGUAUAAUACUCGCUAUAGACCUCGUGUCACCGUUCUUGCAAGUCGUGAUCAUUUAUGCAUUCAUCCCAAAGUUUCAAAAUCCAAUACAAAAUCUGAUGACUGUACCAAGUUGAUUGACGAAAAUAAAUGCCCAUUUGGAUCAAGGACUCAUGCUUUAUUAUCACAUCCUUCAUUGAAAACAACAAACCGGGUUUGGGAUAUUGAGGAUAUGGUCCAACUUGGAAAGAAAGUAGGAGGCUGUCCUUAUUACGCUGCUAGAAAACUCUAUGAAGGUGCAGAGGUUAUAUUUGCUCCUUACAACUAUAUCAUUGAUCCAGUUAUUCGUAAGGUCCUAGACAUUAAUCUUAAAAACAGUAUUAUUAUUUUAGAUGAAGCCCAUAACAUCGAAGAUGCUUCAAGAGCUGCUGGAUCAUUCGAAAUUGAUGAAGAGUCGUUACAAGCACUUCUUAAAGAAUUAUCUCUAGUUGUUAAAUUUGGUGGUCAAAAAGAAGCACACAAACAGAUUGAGUUGAUUAUAGAGCAAUUGUAUAACCUGAUGCUAUCUGAUGAAAUUAAAUACAUUGUUAAAGAUUAUGAGCAGCAAGCGUGCCAUUGGACUGGUCAAGAAAUGAUUCAACAAUUAGACAAAGUUAAUAUUUCUGUUAAUACAUUCAAUAAUGCAAUUAUGCCCGCAUUCAAGAUUGCAUCUAACCAUGCGGAUAUGAUUCGUAAAGAGGCAGAAGAGAGAGUCAUUGACCAUAUUGAUUAUGAAGAUGCUGAAGAAAAUGACUCUGAAGUGAAAAUACAUCGUAUUAAAUGCCUCAGUGUGAGUUCACUUAAUAUCUUACAAGGUAAUGAUAGUAAUAGAAAACGUAAAGCAAGCACAAAAACACCACUAGUUCCUGAAUCCCCUUGGAAUCAUAAAUUGGCGUUUUGGUGUCUUAAUCCUGCCAUUUUAUUUAAUCUGAUGGCUGAGAAUACUCAUUCGGUUAUAUUAACAAGUGGAACUUUAUCACCGCUAAAUACAUUCGCUGCUGAAUUAGGAGCCAAGUUUACUGGGAAAUUAGAAGCAAAUCAUGUUAUUAAACCGUCUCAGGUGUGGGUCAGUGCUAUCUCUCAUGGACCAACCGGUAUACCCUUAAAAGGGGUCUUUAACAACAUAGGCUCUCUUCAAUAUCAAGAUGAAGUGGGUGCAACACUUUGUGAAAUAGUUCAUACUAUUCCAUAUGGUGUGCUUUGCUUUUUACCGUCAUACAAGGUAUUAGAUCUUAUGCUCAAUAGAUGGAGUCUGACAGGGAUAUUAGAUAAGAUAAAAGAAAAGAAACUUAUACUUUCAGAACCCAAAGGUGGUGAUAAGAGAGAGUUUGAGUCUGUUCUCAAUACCUUUUAUGGGAAAAUACAUUCGGUCCAAGAGGGCCCUGAUGAAGAAGGUCAAGACGGUGCUUUAAUGUUUGCCGUGUUUCGAGGCAAAGUGAGUGAAGGUAUUGACUUUAGUGAUAAUUAUUGUCGUGCUGUUGUUACUUUAGGUAUUCCUUUCCCCAGCUUUAGAAGCUUAGAAACAAACCUCAAGCGAGAAUACAACAAUAAAAUUAAAUCCCAAUCUAAUGAGCAAACUGUUCUUUCCGGCACUGAAUGGUAUACUGCUCAGGCGUAUCGAGCUAUUAACCAAGCAUUAGGAAGAUGUAUUCGACAUAAAAAUGAUUGGGGCGCCAUUAUAUUGAUAGAUGAAAGAUUUAAAAAUCAAGAGGCGCUAGAUAAACUAUCAAAAUGGGUGAAAAAAGAAUUCAAAAUACAAGCUAAUUAUCCCCUUACAAUGCAAAGUUUAAAGCAAUUUGUUGAUAGACAAUUAGAAGAAGCAAAGCACAAAUAACUAAGAUGACAUUUCUCUUUGCUUUUAUACCCCCCCCUCCUCCUCCCCGUCUCUCUCUUUAUUUUUAUUUUUUAUUCCAUAAUAGACUAAGCAUCUUUAUAUACGAACUGUGAAAUGAAUAAUCACUCAAAAUAUCAUAAUAUAAUGUAUCUUUUUUUUUUUUUGAUGAAAGCAUAUUUUAAGGUGUGUUGCUGGAUAAUAUUAUCAACAC